AUGACGCCUCACCUCUUCCUCUUCUUCUUCAUCUUUGUCAUCCUCCUCCUCUCGCUUGAUCUGCCACUUUCUAGGUGCGAGUAUGUUGUUGAUUAUUCGAGAUACUUCGACGACUGCAGUCAAUUGUCGUUUAACUGUGGAAACAUCCAAAAUAUAAGAUACCCCUUUUGGGGAGAUGAGCGACCGGAUUAUUGUGGCCUUCCGGGAUUCAAGCUCCACUGCGAUGCGGAUCAUCACCUUACUACCACCAUAGAGAUAAACUCGGUAACAUACAAGGUUUCGAGCAUGGAUUACAAGAAUCAAAAUCUCAAGGUCGCCCAAGCAGAUUUGUUGGAUAGUAUUUGUCAGAAAAAACAAAAAUCUAUCAACACCACCAGCCUCAUUUUACCCCCAUCAAGUCCUAGUAGUGAGCGUUACAUGGCUCUGUUCUACGGUUGUUCCCCAAGCCCAAGCUCAGGGGUUAUGGAUGGUGCAACCAAGGUCAGUGUUAGUUGCCCCAGCAAUGGUGAUCCUGCUGAGGUUUACUAUGUCCUCGAUGAUUCAUUUGCAUACGAAAAUCUAGCUAGUAAAUGCCAAGAAGGUAAUAGUGUUAUAGUCCCAAUUCCCUCAAUAGCUAAGGCUGAGAUAGAGAAGAACUCAUCGAGAUUCGGCGAAAUUAUCAGCCAAGAUGUGGAUUUGAGGUGGAGUAGUAGUAUUGACGUGGGAUGCAGCGGAUGCUUAUCAUACAAAGGGCAGUGCGGUUGGAAUUGGGAAUUGAAUACAUCCACCUGCUUUUGCGAGUUUGAGACUUAUGAAGGGCGAUGUGCUCCCCCGCACGCUGCACCGGAUUCCCAUUUAGAUCCAUCUCCGAGUCCGAGUCCGGGUACGUACCAAUUUUCUGGUGCCUCUCCUGAUGAGUGA
Molecule: messenger RNA, 900 nt
Organism: Nelumbo nucifera (sacred lotus)
Lineage: Eukaryota; Viridiplantae; Streptophyta; Magnoliopsida; Proteales; Nelumbonaceae
Source: RefSeq, a predicted model, not a curated record